Saccostrea echinata is the source of this 3089-nucleotide messenger RNA. RefSeq lists its product as uncharacterized. The record is from RefSeq and is a predicted model, not a curated record. NCBI's taxonomy places the organism in Eukaryota, Metazoa, Mollusca, Bivalvia, Ostreida, Ostreidae. Gene Ontology annotation, biological process: proton transmembrane transport; regulation of apoptotic process. Gene Ontology annotation, molecular function: proton-transporting ATPase activity, rotational mechanism. Bases 51 to 3074 code for a protein of 1007 amino acids. Gene Ontology annotation, cellular component: membrane; proton-transporting V-type ATPase, V1 domain. The transcript is spliced from 20 exons.
CGGAUUUUAGUCUUACCUUAUCAUUAUCACAUGACUCGAUCUUGGACAAGAUGUCGCACUCAGCGGUGAAAGGAAAAUUAAUAGCUGUUAUUGGAGAUGAGGACACUUGCACUGGAUUUUUGUUAGGAGGUAUUGGAGAACUGAACAAAAAAAGAGAGCCCAAUUUCCUUGUAGUAGACAAAAAUACAAGCAGGCAUGACAUAGAGGAAACAUUCAGAGCAUUUCUCAAAAGAGAUGACAUAGCUAUUAUCCUAAUUAAUCAGACAAUUGCAGAGGAAAUCCGGUAUGUUAUUGACUCACAUGACCAGCCUGUCCCAGCAGUGUUAGAAAUCCCCAGCAAAGAUUCUCCCUAUGAUUCCAGUAAAGACUCCAUUCUACGAAGAGCCAAGCAUUCAACCCUUGCCAGUAUGAAAAACGGUUCAGUGCUGUACGACCGACAGGACAGUGGGUAUCCAGGAAGUCCGGUCAUCUUAGAAACUCAACAUAUAAGGAGGAACUAUAAAUAUCUUAAACGGGAAAUGGAUACAUAUACUAUAGUAGAUUUUCUAGUGCAACACAAUAUUUUGAACACAGAGGAAAAUUCCUUUCUGAUUGGAAAACCUCGAGCGAGAAAAUGUGAUUUCAUUUUACGUAAAUUGUUACGGCAUCCAAGACAUUUGCCAGAGUUCACAAAAAUGAUAAAACUAAAUUCCCAGGAGCAAGGAUUUCGUUGUUUUCUGCUUCUUCCCCACUCUGAAUCCUUGGCGAGCGAAGAUUCAAUCGCCAAUGAAAGAGUCCUACACACCAAAAGUUUGAACAGAACGUUGGAAAAAUAUAGAGAUGAACUUUUGGAAGCAAUCAAGUCAAGAAUAUCAAAUGAAAGUGACAGCAUUGUUGACGAUUUCUUAGAGGAAGAUGUUAUUCAUGUGGAUGAACACGAGGAAAUAUCGACUGAAAAAAAUAAAUCUACAGCAGCUAGUUUGCUUUUAAAUUACAUAACAAACAAAUUGCCAGGAUCCUAUCAAAAGCUUCUUUCAAUUCUGGAAACGUAUGAAUUGAAUGAUCUUGCUGUUCAUCUUUUGAAAGAAAUUGAUAACACUGACUUGGAGCGAACAGGAAACGAGGAGCAAUUGAGAGUUGAAUUUGUGGUUGGUGAAGUGUAUCAAUGCUCCAUGGAAGCUCUUAACACGAAAAUAAGAAAAAUCAGAAAAAUCAAAAUAAUAAUAUCAGAUGACGAUGGAAAUGAAGAAGUACUUGGGGAAGUGAUGAAACAAAUCCCAAGCUCGGAAGAAAUGGUUGCCCAAGGGAUACAUUCUACUUUUGAAGGAACAUCGACAGGAUCUGUUAUAAUUGUUCUUCAAACAGAAUCAUCCUACGCAAUGGCAAAGUUAGAACAUUUCAUAGAAAAAGAGGGUAUUUCAAAAUUUUUGGCACAGUUAUUUGAAUCCAGGGAUGUUCGAAUAGUUUUGACGAAAGAAAAGUACAACAUAGAAGUUCAGAUCAGAGUAGCGCAAGAACCAGCAGACUCAACAUUGGAUAUUUUGCAUGCUGAACACCGAAAACUUGAGACUACAUACAAGUCUCGUUUGGAGAAGUGUCAUGGCUUUUUACUGGAGGAACUGGAGCCGCGUUGUUUACUAAAGGAGCAAGAAGUUGCUGACAUUUUCAGUUCAGUUUUAGAGAAGAUGAACCAACCGGGCUUAAGAGCUGCAAACGUUGAAUUCUUCUUGGAAUAUCUCAAAAACCAGUCCGAGGAGAAAAUUCAAGUGGUUGUAGAUAAACUUAAAGAUAAGAACACGUACAUCUAUGACCAGAUGUUUCCAAAUACAGCGAAGUAUGAGGAUAUAGACAUCGAUCAAGUCAAAGGUAAUAUUUUGGACAGUUUACCGGAGCUAUUGGAUAUAGUGAGUAUCCGUGCGAUACAAACUCCUCUUUUGAGUACUGGGAUUAUAUUGUCUGAAGAACUUGAUUUUAUUCACAAGAACAGCGAAAGUCUUAGAAACGAAACUUUGCAGUUUAUGAAAUUAGUUUUACAUAGAGGAACAGAGGCUAUCAAGAUUUUCCUCUCAGCUUUGGAAACCUCUUACGGUGAAAGUACAGUUCAAAGUCUUCUACAGCCAAGGGAAAUCACAAGUGCAAUUGAGAAAAGGCACGCAAAAAUUGAAUACAAAGCUUUCAACAAAGAAGACGGCCUAUUGUUUAAAGGAAGAUUUGUACUAGAGCUGAAGACAGAGGACGAAAGUGAGAAACAAGACGUAAAAUGUAUAUAUGCUAGAGAAGAAGGACCAACAAAGGAUGGAAAUCUGGAAACCCUGUCUGAAGACCAUUCGUCAUCUGAGAGUGACUCAAGUAAUGCAGCUCAUAAAACAAGAUCAGAUAGUGAAUCUAAAAUUACAUCAACAAAAGCCUCAAAUAUUGGAAAACUUGAGUUGGAUAGCUCUGAAAUACUUUCGAAACUGACAAGGAAACUUGGAAAUGUAGAAGACGUAUUGGUAGUAAAACGCAUUUUAUCAUCAACAAAGCUUAAAGAUGAAAGAAAGAGGGACGAAGUUCAGAGAAUAUUUCCCAAAAAAUAUGAGAAAAUUAAGGAGGAUGUUUCAAAACUUCAACACGUUUUAAAAGAAUUGCAAAGUAUGAUUAUCUUAAAAGCAGGAUCUGUCUUCACUGAAAAGUAUGAGUAUUUUUGGACUGGGCAAUUCGAGGAAUUCGAAGAAAGAUGCCAAGACGAGACAAAGCAGACAUUAUACUCAGGAAGUAUGUCUCGGUUUGAGAGACAGGACACCAUUGCCACGUUGACAGAGGAAUAUGGAGACACUACUUUGACUGAAAGUGAUGAGGACAAGGAGAGCUCAAAUGUUUUAAAUCAACAAUCUUCAAAGUAUCAGGGCAUUUUAAUGGGCAAAGUCCGUAAAAUAGAGAUAGUUCAGUCCGUAAUGGAAGUCUUCAGAAUCAUGACAGAAAAAGAGACCCAGUUGAUGGCUAUAAAAAAUAUAUUAAAUGAAGAACAAUACAAAAAACUGGAAAAAUAUAUAAUCAAGCUUCAAGCCAUUAGUGAAAAAAUGGAAAAGGCAGCAGAAUCCGCAGAUGUGGCGUGACUGACAAAUCCAUAC